CAGUGUACUCAGUGUGCAUGUUUUGACGUAUUGAUUUUUUGUGAUAUUCGCGACUGCAGAGAAAUCUCUGUUCUAUUAAAAAGCAAUGAGGUAAUCGCCCCCAAAACAAAUUAAAUCAGUAAUUGAAGAGUCCAAGAAGCGCAAAUCAGUGAAAAAUCGGGCUUUCCGGGGGUGCAAGUGAAGAAAAAAGUCAAGUGAAAAAUGCCCAGUACACUUCUCUUUGCCACAAAUAAUGAGGGCAGGGUGUACGCCCUGUCGACGGGAAAUGCAGCCUGGAGGGAGUUUCUGUACCUGGGCUUGGAGUUCAAGAAGGUCUCAGCUGUGCCCCACUUCAUGUGGUCAAUUGGGGGCGACAGGCAGGUGUAUGUGCACGUUCAUGGCCUGGAUAUUCCCAUUCGCAUGAAGGAGGAAGCUUAUGAGAACGAAAGGUGGCUCCCGCUUGAGGGUUUUAGCAAUCGUCUCUUGCCCACGGAUCGGUACAAUUUCUCCAAUGUCGAUGGCACGGUCAAUCGAGCGAUUGACAGGAUUAGGCUGCCGUCAAUGGCAUGGCAGUGGGAGGGAGACUGGCAUCUGGAUUGCUCUCUCGAUGGCCAGCCUCUCGAUCACGAUGCCUGGACGUAUGCUAUUGACUUCCCGGCCAAGUUCCAGGUCAAGAAGACCUGGAACUCAUGUGUCCGGCGCAGAAAGUGGGUGAGAUUCCGAAGAUACAGCGCUAUGAAUUCCUGGUGCGCUAUUGCUCCAUUGCACAAGGAUCCCACCCAGGAACCCUUCAUCGAUGUAGCCAUUGGAGGCCACAAUAUUCCCGGAGCUGCUCCGGGAACGCUUCUAGUCUGGGCAAUCACAGCUCACGGAAGGGUGAUGUUUCGGUCUGGUGUCAGCACGACGUCUCCCGAAGGUCUCCGCUGGACAGCAAUCACCACUCCAUCGGGAGCAGAAGUGUCCCAAAUAAGCGUGGGAGCCACUGGAUUGGUUUGGGCCAGUCUCUACUGUGGCCGAGCCAUUGUCCGUUCCGGAGUGACCAAAGAUUCGUUCACGGGCGAGAGUUGGCUUGAAGUGAAGCCUCCGGGCAAUGGUCUAAAGAUUGUGCAAGUGUCAGUGGGCACGAAUUCUGUCUGGUGCGUGACAAAUGACAAUCACGUGUGGUUCCGGCGAGGAGUGAAGGGUGAAACGGCGGGAAUUAGUGAGGAUGCAGCUAUUGGAAAUGGCUGGGUGGAGAUGGUGGGGAAUAUCUCGAGUGUCUCAGUGGCUGCGAAUGAUCAAGUGUUUGCGGUGGGAUCUGAAGAUCGGGCCCUGUAUUUCCGGUCCGGGGUGUCCGGAAGUGAUGCCACGGGCAAGAAGUGGCGUCUGAUUCAGUGUCCAAUGCAAUUGAGCAGGACAUCGAGUAUGGCGAGUUUGAGUUCCAGGAGGAGUGGUUCGGGAUCUCCGGGAUCCAAGCAUAGGAGUUUGAGUAGUUUGCUGAGGGGGCAACAUCAGCCGGAGAGUAUGAUACUGAGUGAAGAGAAUGAGGAAACAUCGAGAUCAGCUCCGACGGUAAAUGCUCGGCAUAAACCGGAAUUGUGGCAGAAGCCGGCAGAUUCUCCGCCGAGUGUGGCAGGGAGUUUGAAGUCCGCAAGGGAAGAGGAAGCUCUGCGAGAGCAGAGUCUUCAGGUGGCAGCCAGUGCACCGGUAGCGGAGAUUUUUGAGGUGUCCGGAAAGCACUUUGAGACUCCGCUGAGGAAUCCACGAGCCUGGAGUCCGGUGAGGAGUGUGGGGUCGAUGGUGGGCACAGAAGCUCAUCCGGAGAGUGAUUCUGUGGUCUUUGAUGCGGAAACAUCGAGGGAUUCGGGUGUUUUUGGGGAGGAAGAUGAUCAUGGGGGAUCUCAGUACUGGGCAGAGUGUGAUGUCAUCUGGACAGGAUGCAGUGCAGGAGCUGUAUCUGUAGAUCCUCAGCAACUGCCCAAUUGGUUCAAUGACACCAUCUCGGCCAGCAAUCAGACAGAACUCAAUCAACCCUGGCGUCUGAGGAUUCUCGAGGAUCUCAAGGGGCGUCUGGCGGACGCCGAAGAUCUCGAUCUGGAGAAGUACCAAUUGGCCAUUGAGAUGUCAUCUUGGGUGAAGAGUGGCGAGGCUCGAGUGGCCAAAUCUCAUGGAUCCUUCGAAGAUUGUCUCAUUGAGCUGGAAUGGGUGAAUGCUUCCGGAAGCAAUGGAUUGAAUUCCGGAACUCUGACAAUUCUCAAUCCUGACGGAGUCACCACGAAGAUGCAGUUUCCUCUCUCCGAGAUCACCUGUGUCAUGUGUCAGAGUGAACCUGGAUGCCCUCGAUUGGCCAUCCAUGCUCCAAGACUUCCGCUUGGAUCAGCUCUGAUCAGGCUUCAGUUUUCUGGGGACACAGACAUGGAGGAUUGGCUGUCGCAUCUCACUUCUGUCUGCUGCCAAAUUAACGAAGUCCACGGACGUCCAUCGGACAAUUCUGUGUGGAUUACGACAAAUCUCGGGGAUGUUUUCGUCUUCGAUCCGUCAUCCCUCAAGGCGUUGCAGUUCAAGGAGGAGAAGCAAAUGUAUGUCCAGGAGAUUGAUCUGUCUGCCACGGAGACGCCCUAUCACGUGCCUCUGUCUAAUGGCUUGACACCUGGCACAGAAUUAGAGAUAUUCGGCUGUGUUUAUGACGAUGCAGAUCACAUUAGGUUUGACCUGCAGUGUCAUCCGACUGUGAAGGUGCGGCACAAAGUUGAAUCUCAGCGACAUGUCCUGAUGCAUCUCAAUCCGCGAUUCAAUGAGAAGGAGAUCAUUGUCAACUCAAUGGAAAAUUCUCAGUGGAUGACGGAGAUAAGGGACAGUCGGAUGGUGUUCAGUCAAGGUGGCGAGUUCAAAUUGACCAUCAGGUGUGAGAAAGCCGGGUAUCGAAUAUUCGUGGAUGACCGUGACUUCUUGCUGUUCAAGCAUCGUGGCGCUCCCGAGGCCAUUAGUUCCCUCUUCGUCAGUGGUCGCAUAAAACUCUUCCGUGUCAUCUACCACAGCCUCCAGCCUAUUAUUCCGCUGCGGGAUGUGUUCUGGCGUCAGAUGGGAGGCCAUCAGAGACGCGUGGAAUCCUGCUCGGCGGGUGUUACGUGGGGCAUUGGGUACGAUGGCACGGCAUGGGUGUACACAGGUGGCUGGGGAGGGGCUUUUCUCAAGGGUCUGGAAACUAGCAAUACUGGGAUUCACAGUAUGUCAGAUACGCACAAGUAUUACAUCUAUGAGAAUCAGCGAUGGAACCCUCUGUCGGGGUACACGUCCACGGGAUUGCCGACGGACAGGCAUAUGUGGAGUGAUGCUACGGGGAGGCAUAAGCGCAGCAAGGAGCACACGAAGCUGCUAUCGAUGCAUUGGCAGUGGAUAUCAGAUUGGUUGGUGGACUUUUCGACACCGGGAGGAGUUGACAGGGAAGGAUGGCAGUAUGCUGUGGACUUUCCGGCUAGCUAUCAUGGGAAGAAGCAGUUCACGGAUUACGUGAGGCGAAGGAGGUGGUACAGGAAGUGUCGACUGACGGCUUCUGGGCCGUGGCAUGAGGUGGGAAAUGCAAAGAUUAUGGAUGUUUCACUUCAGCCAUUUGCAGCAGAAGACGAAACAUCUGCAAUUGAUGCGGUUAUUUGUGUUUGGGCUGUAGCUCCGAAUGGGGAUGCCCUCUAUCGUCACGGAGUGUCUCAGUCCAAUCCCGCAGGUAGCUCGUGGGAACAUGUGGCCAGUGAGCAACCACUGGUGUCCAUCACAUGCACUCCCGAGGGCAAAGUCUGGGCAAUUGGACGCAACGGAUCGGCUUUUUAUCGGUUCGGCGUGAGCCGAGAGAAGCCGUUAGGGGAGCAUUGGCAGGUGAUUGAACCGCCUCAGGGAGGUAGCCUGAAGCAAGUGAGAGCCGGGGAGGCUGGAGUCUGGGCCUUGGAUGCCACGGGGAGGUUGUCAGUGAGGCGAGAGAUUACAGCAACCUUCCCGGAAGGAUCUCACUGGCAGACGCUCAAUAACGUGCCCAAUGAUCCGCCUCACACCGAAGGGGCCAAUGUGGGCUUCAAGAGUGUCUCAGUGGGGAGUCAAGUGUGGGCUGUGUCCAACACGGGCUUCGUGUGCAAAAGAUGUGGUAUUACCCAGGAAAAUCCCGCAGGAACUGGAUGGAAUCUUGGAAUUCUCGGAAACUUUCAGCAUAUUUCCGUCAGUGCCAGUGGGCUGGAAUAAAGGCAAAAAAGAGAUCUUUGGAUGCGAAAGUGUGCAAUCAACCUUAUUUAUUUUUAAUGGAUGUCUCAGUGUUUGCAACUAAAUACCAAAAAAAAUAUCCUCAAAUUUUACAAAGAAAAAAAAUUCUCCACAGCCUGAAUUUUUUGACUAUCUUUUUCUUUUUUUGAACUAAAAGACAUUGCUCAUGUGUAUGUAAAUUUUUUUUCUUGUGAAACAAUAAAAAAAAUGCUAUUUAAA
This is a messenger RNA of Phlebotomus papatasi, 4422 nucleotides long. RefSeq names its product tectonin beta-propeller repeat-containing protein (gene Pex23). The coding region runs from base 202 to 4185 and encodes 1327 amino acids. The record is from RefSeq and is a predicted model, not a curated record. Gene Ontology annotation, cellular component: membrane. Lineage: Eukaryota; Metazoa; Arthropoda; Insecta; Diptera; Psychodidae. The transcript has 6 exons. Gene Ontology annotation, molecular function: carbohydrate binding.